Molecule: messenger RNA, 3317 nt
Organism: Vollenhovia emeryi
Lineage: Eukaryota; Metazoa; Arthropoda; Insecta; Hymenoptera; Formicidae
Product: protein FAN
Exons: 16
Coding region: 107-2920 (937 amino acids)
Molecular function (GO): protein binding
Source: RefSeq, a predicted model, not a curated record
CGAGUUUUACUUGUCAUUCAGGGUUUCAGGUGACGAACUGUCAUCAACCGUCUUUGUCAAAUCUGAUAUGAAAUAAUGUUUUGUUAAAGUUCAAUUAAGUGUUUAUAUGCACUUGUACAAGUACAAUGAUACAAUUUCCUCAUUAAUUUUCCUUAUCGUGCUUACCAGCAGUUUAUUAUGUAUUGAUUGUUGUGUUGUAAUAUAUGUAUUGUUUAUUCAUACAACGAUGGAAAAGGAGAGAUUUACAAUGCUUUUGCUGGAACCAGGAGAAAUAUUUUUUGAAGAUUAUAGCGUUCAGAUGAGAAAACUAGAGGCUUCACUUUCCAAAGAUGAAAAGUGGAUGGAUGGCAGAUUGAAAUUAUGCUCGAAAUCUUUAGUAUUUGUAAAUAAAGAUAUUAAUCAGCCACUAAUUAAGAUUCAACUCAAAGAAACUACAUUGAUCGAGCAAUGCACAUUGAACAACGAUAUAGUAAGUAAUACACUGUCGAUAGAGUGUAAGCAACAUGUGGAAAUGCUGGAGAAAAAUAUAUUAGCGCCAUACAGAUUUAUACAUCAGAAUACUGUGUUCCACUUCUGUUUUAACUAUGCAAAAGUGGAAGAUUGCCUUUCGCAGAUCCUGCAGCUGCACAGAGCAGCGAGUUUAGUAACCGUAGAGCAAAAUGCUAUGAUUAUGGCCAUUGUACACUCUAGACAGUCGCGUGUAUCUUUUGAUACAUCGUGGCUUGAAGAUCUAUAUGAACAGGUGGUCUUGGAGACCCAAGCGAAUAAAGUAUUGCCACUUGUAAUAAAUCCAGGCAGGGUAUUAUUGACCAACUUGAGAAUCUACUUUCAACCUUAUAAUAAUAUGGAUCAGCAUCCUGUCCUUAAGAUUCAACUGAAAGAUAUACGAAAUGUUAUAAAAAGGAGGUUCUUACUGCGACAAGUGGGUCUUGAAAUUAAAUGGACGCGACAAACCGACAGCAAGAGCGAACAUUUAUUUUUAUCGUUUCAAAAUCAAGAUGGCAGAGACAAGCUGUAUGAAAAUUUACUUCAACAAUCGGCGGUUUCUCUUGAGACUGUACCACAGAAUCAAAUGACAAUGAGAUGGCAAAAUGGAUAUUUAUCAAAUUAUGAUUAUAUUUUAUAUGUAAAUAGUUUGGCGGAUAGAACUUUUCACGAUUUGACACAGUAUCCAGUGUUGCCUUGGAUUAUACAAGAUUAUACUUCUACGACAUUAGAUUUAAAUAAUAUCAAUGUUUAUAGAGAUCUUUCGAAACCUAUUGGCGCAUUAAAUCCUACUCGUCUAGAGAAAUUGAAAGAACGAUAUUCAGAAAUGUCUGAACCCAAGUUUUUGUAUGGUUCUCAUUACAGUGCACCAGGUUUUGUACUGUUUUACUUGGUACGGAAAUAUCCUCAGUACAUGCUCUGUCUUCAAAAUGGAAGAUUUGAUCAUCCAGAUAGAAUGUUCAACAGUAUAGCCGACGUGUGGAAAAAUGUUUUGGUGAACAUGUCUGACUUUAAAGAACUGAUACCGGAGUUUUAUGACACGAGCAAUGGUGGUGACUUUCUAGUGAAUAAUUACGGUAUCGAUUUUGGCUAUCGGCACGAUGGUACAAAAAUAGGCGAUGUACAGCUACCUUCCUGGGCAAAAGGACCAGCUGAUUUUGUACAGCAAUUGAGAAAUGCCUUGGAAAGCGAUUACGUUUCUCAAAAUCUUCAUCAUUGGAUUGACUUAAUUUUCGGAUAUAAACAAAGAGGAGUUGAAGCGGAUAAGGCUGAGAACGUAUUCUUCCACUUGUGUUAUGAAGGAGCAGUAGAUUUAGAUACUAUACGAGAUAUAAAUGACAGACAUGGACUCGAGGUGCAAAUUAUGGAAUUUGGUCAGAUACCGAAACAAGUCUUCACCCUACCUCAUCCGAAACGUUUGACAUCAGCUCCAGAUUUAUUAUAUAGCGAAACCACACUAUUGAAUACUUUGUCAGAAUCAAUAACUUCAGGUAAUGCAUGUGUAAAGGAAAAAUCCAUUACUUUUACCGAAUUAGUAGUGUUUCAAGCACAUAAAGACAGCGUCACCAGUAUUGUGCGAAAAAAUACACUGGGUAAUGAAAUUAUAUCAGUGGGACAAGAUGGAACGCUUAAAUUGUACAACAUAAGUGAGAAGAAACUGACACGUAGUGUUACUUUGUCCCCGUUGUCAUUGUCAUCUUGUAUCUCGUAUUAUACACUAUCGCAACGUAACAUUCUUGUAGCAGGAUCGUGGGAUAAUACCUUGAUAUUUUAUGACAUCGAAUUUGGCAGAGUAAUUGAUGUCCUGCAAGGACACGAAGAUGCUGUGUCGUGUUUAGCAUGGAGCUCUACUCAUCGAGUGAUUAUAUCUGGAUCGUGGGAUUGCACUGCAAAAGUUUGGCACGAGUACACUUCUGGAUCAAAAAUUAAACCUGCGGAAUGCUUUAUCGCGCAAUUAGAUCAUGACUCUAAAGUAACUUGUAUUAACAUAUCGAGAGACGACAAUAUAUUGGUAUCUGGUACAGAAGAUGGCGAAUUGUGUUUAUGGAGCAUGAGUAAUUAUAAUUUACAAUCUACGAUUAAAGGUCACACCGGCAGAGUAAAUGCAAUAACGUUCGAUAAACAAUGCAGUAGCAUAGUAUCGUGUGCAGAAGAUAAAGUAUUAAAUAUAACCGAUAUUCACACAAGUACACAAAUAUAUUCCGUCAAUUUAGAAAGCGAGCCGUUGACAUUAACAUGGAUGGGAACGUUUUUACUAAUAGGUGAUAACGAUGGAAAUCUUAAUAUAUGGAAUCAUCAGGGAGCUGUAUUCAUUCCGCAAAUACAUUGUCACGAUGGACCGCUUUGCGCCUUAGCUGUAGUCGUUGAUAGCAAUUUGAUGAUAACAGGCGGAAAAGACAGAAAAGUCAUUGUAUGGGAAUGUCAUAAUCACUGAUACAGUAUUACAAAUGAUCACUAUCAAUGUAUAAGAAAACUUUUAUGUAAAUAGAAUGCAGGCCUAACAUAAUAUUUUUAAUUGUUUGUUAUAUAGAAUAGGCUACUAAAAUCUGUAUAUAUCUAAGCUAUAAAAUCUGUAUAGAAUAACAUAAAAUAACACAAAGUGAUCUGAAAAAAAUAUUGAAAGAUUGAGAAACAUUGCAUUUAUAAACAGAAAAUAUCCGUAAUAGUAAUACUAUAUGCUGACGAAUUCUUCGAUUCUUUUUUAAAUUAUCCCAUAUUAGAUUCUUAACACAUAUAUCACAAAGUUCUAAAUUGUUGAAAUAUGUCUAAUUUAAAUAUCCAAGAGAAACAUAAAAAAAAUUCCUCUUUUUAAACUAUACAUUUUGUAACUU